Molecule: messenger RNA, 579 nt
Organism: Penicillium argentinense
Lineage: Eukaryota; Fungi; Ascomycota; Eurotiomycetes; Eurotiales; Aspergillaceae
Product: palmitoyltransferase YKT6
Exons: 5
Coding region: 1-579 (192 amino acids)
Biological process (GO): endoplasmic reticulum to Golgi vesicle-mediated transport
Cellular component (GO): Golgi apparatus; membrane
Molecular function (GO): SNAP receptor activity
Source: RefSeq, a predicted model, not a curated record
AUGAAGAUUCUCUACAUGGGCGUUCUUCGGAACGACUCUUCGCCCGCCCUUCAGCUUUGCGCCGAGAAGGACCUCUCCAGUUAUGAGGAGUUCAUGCUGUUGUUCACCCGCACGGUCGCCGAGCGCACGAAGCCCGGUCAGCGUCAGGAUAUCGAAGAGAAGUCAUACACAUUCCACGCAUACGGCCGGACCGAGGGCGUGGCCGGUGUUAUUGUCACCGAUGGCGAGUAUCCCGCUCUCGUCGCCCACCAGCUUCUUUCGAAGAUCGUCGACGAGUUCCUCGCCAAGCACCCUCGCACAUCGUUCUCCGACCCAUCGCUCCGCGAGAAUGCUUGCCCCCUGCCGGCGCUUAAGGAAUACAUUGUCAAAUACCAGGAUCCCAGCCAGGCCGAUAGCAUUAUGAAGAUACAGCAGGAGCUGGACGAGACCAAGAUUGUCCUGCACAAGACCAUCGAGAGCGUCUUGGAACGUGGUGAGAAGAUCGACUCGCUCGUGCAAAAGAGUGACGGUCUCUCGGCCCAGAGUAAAAUGUUCUAUACCCAGGCCAAGAAACAGAACAGCUGCUGUGUCAUCAUGUAA